UUAAUUUUUUGUUGUGCGCCAAAAACGCCAAAAAAUCCAAAUUGGCGUUUUAUAAUUUUUGCGCACAGCCCUGAACAAACAAACAACUAUUUAAUUGUUUUCUUAAUUUUAUACAUAAAAAUUAGUUUUGUACACCUGUUGAUAAAAAUAUUUUUUUCUUAAAAAAUUUUUUUUUGUAUUUUUAAACGUUAAAAAGGCUUUCCGUUUAAAUUUAUUUUUAAUUUUUGUUCUAAGCAAUUUUUAAAUAAUUUUUAGAAUUUUUCUCUCAAUGUUUUCUUUUUCAAGGAAUUUUACAAAAAAUUAUUUUUUAGCCAAAAAUAAAUUUUUAAAUAAUAAUUUUAUUGGAACGUUCUCAACAAUGACGCAAUCUGAUAUUUUACAAACAGAAUCGAUCACUAAAUUGUUACGAGGACAAUUUCCUGAAGAAAGUGGGGAUGUGGUUAAUGUAGAGGAUAUUUCUGGUGGUUGUGGAGCAAUGUUUAGAGUUCGUGUAGAAUCUACCCAAUUUGAAGGAAUGCCUAAAGUCAAACAGCACAAAUUAAUUAAUGAGGUGCUCAAGAAAGAAAUUAAGGAAAUGCAUGGAAUUGUUAUUGAAACAAAGACUUUGGAAAAGAAAUAA
Molecule: messenger RNA, 619 nt
Organism: Meloidogyne enterolobii
Lineage: Eukaryota; Metazoa; Nematoda; Chromadorea; Rhabditida; Meloidogynidae
Source: the annotation of a GenBank genome assembly